Messenger RNA from Malus domestica (apple), 999 nucleotides. RefSeq names its product AT-hook motif nuclear-localized protein 25-like. Gene Ontology annotation, molecular function: minor groove of adenine-thymine-rich DNA binding; DNA-binding transcription factor activity. Gene Ontology annotation, cellular component: nucleus. NCBI's taxonomy places the organism in Eukaryota, Viridiplantae, Streptophyta, Magnoliopsida, Rosales, Rosaceae. The record is from RefSeq and is a predicted model, not a curated record. Gene Ontology annotation, biological process: vegetative to reproductive phase transition of meristem.
GCAACUGAAGUCAGACUCGUCUUCCUGGUCGUCAUCUUGUUCCUCUUUAGCUGGUGUCACAUAUUUGAAGGGGAAAAAAAAAAUCAGUUUUGAGUUAUAUAACUAGCUUCUUCAUCAGUGGAUUAAUCAGGUUUGGCAUAAAUUAAUGUCAUCAGAAGGCAAUCCUGAUCCUGAUGCACCAACCAACACAAUUCCAGGCGGGUCAUCCUCCGCCGCUAGCCGGCCUCGAGGCCGUCCUCGCGGAGCAAAGAGCAAGCCCAAGCCACCCAUCAUAAUCACACAAGAUACUCCAAACGCGCUCACAUCUCAUAUUUUUGAAGUUUCCUCCGGUUCAGACAUUGUUGACUCGGUGAAGACCUACGCCACCCGCCGUGGCCGAGGCGUUUGCGUGCUGAGCGGCAGCGGUGCAGUAACUAAUGUCAACCUGCGCCAGCCAGCCACAGCAGUACUACCCUUAGGAAGUAGUAGUCCUGUAGUGGCGAUGCACGGUCGGUUUGAAAUUCUAUCUCUCACCGGCACGUGCCUGCCUCCGCCGGCCCCACCUGAAGCCAGUGGCUUGGCCUUAUUUUUGGCUGGUGGGCAAGGACAGAUUGUUGGAGGGAGUGUCGUAGGGCCCUUGAGGGCUUCAGGGCCUGUAAUCUUGAUUGUGGUUUCUUUUGCUAAUGCAGCGUGUGAUAGGUUGCCGCUGGAGGAGGAGGAGUAGGAGGCUCCACCGCCGCCAUUGCAAGCGGCGGCUUUGCAAUCUUUCGAAGUGACAGUCAGUGGCAUUGGUGGGGAUGAUUAUAGUUUGGGGGGCUUGAGAACUUUUCCUGGUGAUGUAUGUGGUUAGAAUAGUGGGAGUAGUUAGAUCUUGUGCCUCAAAGGACAAGAAUGCAUGGAUUGUUCUUCAACGAGUUCAUCUAAUCUGUAAAUCCAUGUUCAUAUUGUAAAAUCCAUGCAGCUGACAUUGUAUAAUUAAUUUCUCAUCUUUAAUUUUCUAAUUCUGUGAGAUUUAUAGAA